AUGGAUGAGAAAACAUCAGAGACACAUUGCCAACAAGAAAACGCAGCUCAUGGUAUAAAUGAUUGUUUUAAGCAGCUGAACGCAACUUUGAGAGGCGCCGCAAGCUGCAUGGAUGAGCUUGAAGAGCAGACAAGAAGCUUGGAACAGCUGCUAAACUUGAAAGGCUGCGCUGAGAAAAUUGGGGACCUUACCCGGAGAGUUGGAAAGCACGAGGAGUUGUUGAGGAUUGCCAACGAGCGAUUUAAUCUACAACAAGAGCUCAUAAAACAAUUACUCAAAGACCAAGCCUCAACUUCUGACCAAGUUACCCUCAUUACACGACAACUUGCACACCAGCGAGACCAAAGUGCGCAACAGAUGGAACAACGUGGGGCUCACCCGUCUAGUCUAACCCAAAACAACAGUGCCACAGAGACUUAUGAUUAUAUCUUUGUCUCGGAAGAUGAAGAUGAAGCCACUAGUUGA
Molecule: messenger RNA, 465 nt
Organism: Penicillium paradoxum
Lineage: Eukaryota; Fungi; Ascomycota; Eurotiomycetes; Eurotiales; Aspergillaceae
Exons: 1
Coding region: 1-465 (154 amino acids)
Source: RefSeq, a predicted model, not a curated record